GUUUUAAAGUCAAUUAAAAAAGAGAAGCAUAAACUGUACUUUACAAAUGAAUGGGCAAGUUGUUGAAAUACAGUGUAAUACUUAACUUGACAGCUGUGUUUAAGGUGCAAUGUCUAGUGAAUGUCUUUAGUACUUUUUAAGUCCUACUCCACAACUGUGCUUGAGCUUUUUGUUCAGUAACUUGAACGUGGGAAGGCUUUGUUCCUCUGUGCUUGGGUAGUUGUGGAGGUAUUAGGAAGUCUCUGUUCCUUCCUAAGGGUUCUGAAAACUAUUUUUUUGAGUAGAAAAAGCUUAAUCCUCAUUGAACAGAAGCUUUAAUGUUAGACUUUCCUGCACGGAUUAAGAAACCUGCAUCGGUUGCUGUGCAGUUGCUUCCUCUGUGUGUCCUCCCGCUUACAGUGCAAGGAGGUUAUGAGGAGAUCCCUUUCUGAAAACAAGAAGCUGUUUUGUGUUGGUUACAGACUAAGUUGCAUGUAUGGGAUAGCCACAUGUGAUUUAACCUGAGCUCUCCGUCCAAUGUCUGUAGGCAGUCAGAUGAUUUAAAGCAGAACGAUUCUUGUGAAGCAAUUCUCCUUUUUAUUCCUAUUUUUACUGGUUGAAGCAAAGUUGGAAUUUCUCCUACUUCCUCACAGACAGCCUCAAGUGCAGAGAUGCUGUUUGUGAUUGCGAAAACCAUAGUGUAAAGGCUUUCAGAACCAUCAGUUAAUGGCCUUAACCCAAGAAGGAGAGCAGCACGUUGGCCGUUCCAUGAUGGUGAGGUUUUGUUCAAGGCAGAAGGGCGAAGCUUCUGAACCUUGGCUAUAAAGUUCAUUGUAAAACAUGAGUAGUUUAGUCUUUCAGUGGGCUGACUUUUCUCUGUUAUCAGUAGCUGGCUUGCUUUGAGAUCUGUAGUCAAGUGUUCUUUUUGAGAAGGCUUUUGCAACAGUUGUUUUGUAAUGUAGGAGCUUGAAAUAUCAGUCUGCAUUUCAGAACCAGAUAUCUCCGUAUGAUGCUUUUUCUUAAUAUUUGGAGUUGAGAUAAAAUGUGAACUAGCAGUAAUUUUUUUCCCUCCUGUCUAGGAGAGAAAAAUACAUAAAAUUAGAUUCCCUCCCACCUGAAUUACUUUACAGUCUUCUCCUUGUUUAUUUAAUUUAAGAUGCUGACAUGGAAACUGAAGGCUUACGCUGCUAAAUCCUUUAGCUCAUGUCUGUCCAACCUGUGGCUUUCUUGGGCUGCAUUGAGUGAAGAGGAAUUGCCUUGGGCCUCGUAUAUAAUAUCCCGAAGUUGCUAAAAAUAACUUAUUUUUUAAUGUAUUUCUUAUUAAAACUAGAGCAGCAACACCACCGCAAAACUAGUGGGAUAUGUAACCUUGUAGCUGUAAAACCAAUGCCCAGUGCCUGAUUCGAUGGCAGUGGCUGCAGCUCUCAGUGAGCUCUCAAGGUGCUGUCAGAGAUUUUUUUGAUGAGAUUUUACUCUUCCUGUGCUUCAUCCAUGAAAGCAGUUGCUCACAAAUGGAUGUAGUGCCAAGAGGCGAUGGCGUGAGUAAGGUGUGACUCUGAAAUGGGGGGUAUUUUCCUCUGAUAAGAGAGGUUUGAUAAAAGCCUGAUAAAGAGACAUGGUCAGGUUUUUGAGUUGAAUUGCAACUCUACGCGUUCCUCUUAAAGACUGGCAGGUCAUGUUUUUACACUGACUGAAAACGGAGUCGCAAAUAUACCAAAAAUUGAUGUUUUUCUCAGCAAUUUUGAAAAGUAUUUUCAGCUUCCUGUAUCAGAACAGAAAACACGGCUGUGUGUUUUUCGCUGUUCACAGGACCGUGUUCAGCCAAUGCAUCAAAACGCAUGAAACCAUUUGCCAUAACUUGAGCUUGCCGUAAUUCAAAUUGGUUUGAGGAUAGCACAGAUGAGUUGAUUCUCACCUCAAGGACACGUGUUUCACUCAUUUAAAUGAGUGGUCAAAUCCACCCAAAAUGCUACAUCUGUCUUCACGUUCUGGCACAAAUUUUCCCUUGGAUUCCACAAAUGUCUUAUUUUAUAUUUUGUGAAACGAAAUCCUUUUUAACGUUUUACCCUGACUUAGCCACCUUCCUUCAGAAAAAUAAACGUAAUAAUAAACACCCAUAACCAGCAUCCGUACUUCUAAGGAACUCCGGGAACUGACCACGGUUCAGCCCCUUGGAUUGAUGGCAUUCUCAGCUUUGAUGAUGAUUUGCAUGACAUUAUCCAUUUUUGAAGCUUUUGCAGGUAAAUGUUCUAGAUGUACGAUGUGGUGACAUUUCACCAGACGUGAGUUGCCGUGGCGAUUGCAUCCUCUUCCAUUAAUUUUGUAAGCCCCGCUUUUUUACCAACCACUGUUGGGACACCAUCAGUAGCUCUACCAGAUCUGUUGACAAAGGUUAAAGAAAAUGGCUUUGGUGUAAUUUUUAUUGCUUCAUACAAAUCAAGAGGUUUAGUUGUGUAUUUUAAUGGCACCAAAGAACAAAUUUCUUCGAUGACAUAUUCAUUAUCAAUACCUCUAAUGAAAGUGGAGCCAUGUCUGUAGCGUCAGUAUUUUCACCUAUUACCAAAGCAUGCAAUUUGAAAUUAGCAGCUUUACCCUCCAUAUUUCUUUCAAUAGCUUUUCCUGUUUCUUCCAUCUGUUUGGUUGCAGUCUGCUGACUUUAGAAAAAAGCCAUGUUUUAUCAGGAUGAAUUCUUGCCAUGUCGCUUAUAGCCGCUGCCGUGAUGGAGCAGGGCUGUGGGCUGGGCAGGCUGCCUCAGCUGAUGCCCAACACAUCUCUUUGCAAAACGCCUUGAUUGUUUCCACUCUACUUUACACUAAUACCAUCUUUGUUUUUAAUCACUAUUCUGCUGGUUCCUACUCGUUUAACUUUAGAAGUUUGCCUUCUGUCUUUGUCUGCGGGGUCACUGAUACCUGGAGUACAGUUUCUUUCAUCUUUCAGGGUGAGGUAUUUGUUUGGUGCAGCUUGUACACUCAGCUAACUUUGUGGCUGGUGUGCUUAGAAUCAUCAUGUUCUUGUUAUGGUUACAGUUGAGAGGAAUCUAAAGAAUGAGAGAGACAGUGCCCGAGGUCACGGGUAGCUCGGUGCCAUGGGUUGCUAGGUGUGCUGUUUUUCUCACUCUGAGCUCUGCCCUCUUAUUUUUGUGCAAGUUUAAAUAUGAGAGGGGGAAGCUGAGGCAGGGAAUUAAAGGUGAAAGGAGUUGUUUUGAGCUACUGCUUUCAAUUCCUGAAAGUGAAUUGCCACAUGAGGUGUGGCUAGAGUUCCACCAGUCCAUACAGGAUUCGCACGAUGCUUUACUGGAAUUUGGGAAUAACAACCUCCAAGUACUGGUGGAUAUCACAAGGGAGGGAGUAUGGAAAAAUCCAGUUCUUAUGAAAAUUCUAUCCCAGCAACCAGUAGAAACAGAGGAAGCUAAUAAAUUGAUUACACGAGAAGGGCCUUCCUUUCUGCAGAUGCGAAUCAAACAUUUGAUGAAGUCGAACUGCAUCCCGCAAGCCACUUUCUUGUCAAAACUGUGUGCAGAUUCUCCAGAUAUUGCAAAUGUUUCAUCUUUUCGCCAAGCCUACAUCACGUGUGUGUGUUCUAUGCUACCUAAUGAAGAUUCCAUUAAGGAGAUUGCAAAGGUGGAUUGCAAAGAGGUACUUGACAUCAUAUGUAACCUGGAAUCUGAGGGACAAGAAAACACUGCGUUUAUUCUUUGUACAACGUACCUUACUCAUCAACUUCAAACAGCAAACGUGUAUUGCUCUUGGGAGUUGACACUUUUCUGGAGUAAAUUGCAGAGAAGAAUAGAUCCUUCUUUAGAUUCCUUCUUGGAGAGAUGUCGUCAAUUUGGCAUCAUUGCCAAGACACUACAGCAUUUAUUUUUCUUGAUAAGAGUCAUACAGUCUGAAGCAGAAGAAGCAGGACUUGCUGUAUCUGUUCUUUUGUGUGUGAGAGCCCUUCAGAUCAGAUCGAAUGGCAGCGAUGAAAUGAAGACAUCGGUGUGUAAAACAAUAGCAUGCCUUUUACCGGAAGACCUUGAAGUUCGAAGAGCUUGUCAGCUCACUGAAUUCUUACUGGAGCCAACUUUGAGUGGAUUUAAUAUGUUGGAGGAGCUCUAUAUGCAACCAGAUCAAAAAUUUGAUGAAGAAAAUGCACUGGUUCCAAACUCGCUCCGUUGUGAGCUGCUGUUAGCUUUAAAAGCAUAUUGGCCAUUUGAUCCUGAAUUUUGGGACUGGAAGACUUUAAAGCGACAUUGCCUUAAACUUUUAGGGAAAGCAGGUUCUGAUUCUGAGGACGAUGCAAGUUGUAAUAUGUCAAUCAACGAAACCGACAUGUUAGAAACUUUCUUCAGUGACUACGAUGAGGCGAAAGACCACAAAUAUUACGACGGAAAAGACCCAAUAAACUACCACAAAGAAAAAGCAAGAGUGAAAAAACCAAUUGGUUCUUCAGAACGAUACCAGAGAUGGCUUCAGUACAAAUUUUUUUGUGUGCUUUGCAAAAGGGAGUGUAUAGAGGCUAGAAUACUGCAUCAUUCUAAGAUGCAUAUGGAAGAUGGCGUUUACACGUGCCCAGUCUGUACAAAGAAGUUCAAGAGAAAGGAAUUUUUCGUACCACAUGUAAUGGAACACGUGAAGAUGCCACCUAGUAGAACACACAGACCUAAAAAGAAAAUAAUACUGAAAAAGGAGAGAUCACCACAGAAGACAACAGCUUCCAGCAGCCCCACUCCAACACUUCAGGAGAAGUCACAUCAGCCAGAGCUCUCCGAAACCUUUGGAAAUGACGCACACGAGUACGUCACAUUCAGCCAACUGGAGAAUUGCCAGCUGCAGGACAGAGACGUCUACCCGUGUCCUGGAACAGAUUGUUCUAGAGUAUUUAAACAGUUCAAAUAUUUGAGUGUGCAUCUGAAAGCUGAACAUCAAAACAACGAUGAGAACGCAAAACACUACUUGGAUAUGAAAAACAGGAGAGAAAAGUGCGCUUUCUGUCGCCGACACUUCAUGACAUCCUUUCAUCUGCGGGAGCACGAGCGCGUGCACUGUGGACCUCAACCGUAUAUGUGUGUGUCGAUGGACUGCUAUGCCAGAUUUGGGUCAGUUAAUGAGCUUCUUAAUCACAAACAAACUCACGAUGACCUUCGUUAUAAGUGCGAGCUAAACGGCUGUAACAUUGUUUUCAGUGACCUAGGGCAACUUUACCACCACGAGGCACAGCACUUCAGAGAUGCAUCAUAUACCUGCAACUUCUAUGGUUGCAAAAAGUUUUAUUAUUCAAAAACUGAAUUUCAGAAUCACGUUGCGGUGCAUAAUAUUGCGGUGUCCAAUGGGGAAGUGAAGCAAACAGUAAAACUUGAAGAGUCUCAAUUGCUUGAACAAUCUGAAAAUUCCCAUCAGAAUGACAACUUGGAUCCCACGGGAUCACAGGAAAUCCCCCAGAUUAAAGAAGAAGCUCUCUCUGAUAGUGAAGAUCUAGACAGCGAAAGUAAUUGCAGUCUUCAUUGUGGAAACCACAGCGGGACUGCUACAGUGAGCGAAGGCCAGGUCCCUCCUUUACUGAUGGAGACGCUGGCUCACGGUCAGACAGUUCCCAGCUUUCUCAUGUCACAGGAAGGAGUCUUCCAUUCAGCAGAUGUGAAACAACAGUGUUCCAAUGCAGCAGUUUGCUUUGAUGAAAAGAAAUUCUCCUGUGGUUUCGAAGGCUGCUGUUCUGCGCACAAGAACUCCAGAAGUAUGCACAAACACCUCCGCAGGGCUCAUCCGUAUAACUUCAAAGGUAAAAAAGGUAUGGAAGUGAAAACUAAAGACUUUCUUGAUCUGCUGAGUGACGCUCCAGAAAGUCAAUCCCCCACAGACAUUAGUACGGAGUUAGGUCAUAACUCAGACAGAAAUGCUGACUCUCCAGAAAGCUCGUACUGCAAUAUAAAUGCUAAAGGAAAGAACAGCUUCAAGGAAGAAACAUAUCCUUCUUCUCCAGAAACAUCUUUUUAUGACAGUUCUAAAGAAUCAAAUAUUGAAGAUAACAUGUUGGAACUCAUGUUAGGCUUAAAACAUCUAAGUUUAAAAAACUCAAACAUUCAGAGUUCGUCGAGAAGUAAGCGUAUUUUGGGCUCUUUACAGUCCUGUUCAUCUAGAGACACCAAGUGCCCCGAGUCAGGAGUCGAUGCAACUACCUCAAAGUUUCAGUUCCAAGAGCAGCAAGAUAACUUGCCCAGCCAGUACCUUACUCAGCUGGCAGCUAAACCGUUCUUCUGCGAAUGUCAGGGAUGUACGUGUGAAUUUGUGACGAGAGAAGCUCUCUUAAUGCAUUAUGUUAAAAAGCAUAACUAUUCCAAGGAGAUGGUUCUUCAACUAAAUAUGUUCCAGCAUCGGUACUCGCCUUUUAAGUGUCAUAUUUGCCAAAGAUCAUUUACAAGAAAAACACACCUUAGGAUUCACUAUAGGAACAAGCAUCAGAUUGGCUGCGAGCGGGUGGCUCACAAUGUGUGUUCUAAUGAAAAAUUUGAUCACGUUGGCUUAUGUACAGAUGACGUGCAUAAAAACAGUGCUGUUCCAACACCUGUCUGUCCAACCAAGGUUGAGUUCAUUGACCGUUCCGAACAGCGGUGUCAUCCUAAAAAGGAGGAAUGUAGUUCUGAGACAGAUUUGGAGUCCAGUGAAGAGACAGACAGUAACAUAACAAGAAAAUCAUCUAAAAUAGCAGCUCUGGACAGCCAUAGGGAAGAACUGGAAGCUAGAGAAGGGAGAGGAAGCAAAAGAACAGUCGCUAAAGGAAACUUAUGUUAUAUACUGCAUAAGUACCACAAACCAUUUCAUUGCAUACAUAAAAGUUGCAACUCCGCGUUUACCAACCAGAAAGGUUUGAUUCGCCAUUAUAGGACUGUCCACCAGUAUAACAAGGAACAGCUUUGCUUAGAAAAGGACAAAGCAAGAACAAAAAGGGAACUUGUCAAAUGUAAAAAAAUAUUUGCAUGCAAACAUAAAGAGUGCGGUAAGCGUUUUUUCUGUUCUAAAGAUCUCGCUAAGCAUUGUAGUGACUUCCACAAUGAACACUUGGACGACCAAAAGCUGCUUGCUGGGACUGAAUCUGCAAGGUUUGCUUGCAAUCAAGCCCAGUGCCCUGCUGUGUUUUGUACCUUCACUAAGCUGAAGCAGCACCUCAUAGAAGAACAUGCCAGCGGAGAGAAAAUCAACAAAGAUUUUGAAAUUCAUUGCGACCUUAACGGCUGUAAUCGGAUUUUCACAAACUACAGUCACUAUUCUCAGCACGUGUAUUUCCGGCAUAGUGAAUAUUAUGACGAUCUCUUUGGGAAUCAGAAAGAGGAGCAGGAUAAUAAUGACAAAAAUAAAAGCGGACCGGGCUGCGUGAAAGGCGGUUUUGGCCUAAGCAAGCAGAACGGAAAGCAGCUCAAAGACAAACCGAAAAGAACUAGCAGAAGUAAAGAAAAGCAUUUGAUUACUUUCAAAACAAAAGAGGAAGCCCUGCAGAUGUGUCAGGAGAAGUCUAACCAGACCCAGUACCCGUGCAUGGUCGUGGGAUGUCUGUCUGUUGUAAAGUUGGAAAGCAGUAUAUUGAGGCACUAUAAACGCACACAUCAGAUGACCAACAUGUACAUAGAGCAGAGGAUUCAGAAACUUGUUCUUUGCGUUAAAUGCGGCACAAUGACUGAAAAGCAGUCCUCCUCUGAACCCGCUUCAGACUUGGAUAAAAAAGAGGUAGAAGUGAAGGAGGAGAAAUCAGCUGAGCCUGAAUGUGCGCAGGAAACGGAGAAGCCUCUCGUUUCAAACGCGGACUGUGAGCAUCAGGAUGUCGGCAAUGAGGAGCAAAAGAGAUCUCCGUCGAGUAGCGCGAGCUUCGACACGAGUGCCUUUAUGUAUUCGGGCACUUUAAAGUACAGCCACGGUUCCAAAAGCAGCUGUUCGGAAGAGCAUAACGUCAGGGAGUCAGUCAUGGGUAACACUGAAGAAUUUUCUGAAAAUAGUGAAAGAGAAAAUAGCUCUUAUUUCUCCAGUUUACAAUUAGAACUGCCAAGGGAGAAAGACACGGAAGGAUGCGAACAUAGCACGGUUAAUCAAAAUGCAAAAAGGAACGCUCUUUUUGCUACAAAAGACAAAUUUCAGAAGCCUCCAGUCUCCAGACCAUUUGAUUUAAAGACAUAUAAACCAAUGGGGUUUGAGUCUUCAUUUUUAAAAUUCAUUCAGGAAAGUGAGGGAAAAGAUGACGAUGACGACGAUGAUUUCGAUGAGGUGGUGGAAUGGGAGUCCCCCAAGCAGCUGCCGGUAGACGGAGCAUUGCAGAAAGAGGGAGAGGAUCAGAAAGAAUCCCCACUGAAUAGCUGUGCAAGUGACAAAAGUGUCGUCGUACCCCAGAGCGAUCCCGGGCAGCUCGCAGAAAUGCAGCCCUUGUUGGCAGAGCCCUCGUCUGCCCCUUCGUUAGAAAAUCUGAGGGCCAUCUUGGACAAGGCGCUGACGGGCUGCGGAGACCUUGCCUUAAAGCAGCUCCAUUACUUAAGGCCUGUAGUCGUUCUUGAAAGAUCCAAAUUUUCCACAGCCCUUAUAGAUUUAUUUCCGGCAAAAAAGGCAGACGAGCUCUGCGUAGGAAGCAUGUGAGCAGUUCUGCUUGGAGCAGCUUGCCUACACUGCUGCUAAUGGGGAGAAUUCACGUCAGAGCAGUAGCUGUCACAGUUCACACUGUUUAGGUUAGUUUAGACUGUUUAAUUACAUGAAUGUAUAAUAUCUGUCAAAAGCAUUGGCCAAGUUAAUUUAGCUCCCUCCCCCUCCCCUUUUUUUUUUUUUUUUUUUUUCAAUGGACUGCUGAUUUUGGUGCUAUUUAACACAUCAGAGUACUGGAGGCUUCCUCCUGCAGCAUACAUGUGCAUGACUGUGUAUGGAACAGUGCUGGGGUACCAGGGUUUGGGGCAACGGAGUUGACUUGAAUGUGCACCCGAGGGUGCUUUGUGUAACAUAUUGUACACUACAGCAUCUUAUAUUUUUUGAGUUAUGAGUUUCAAUAAAUUACAAUUUUUCACCCA
This is a messenger RNA of Numida meleagris (helmeted guineafowl), 8995 nucleotides long. It is a transcript of the gene RLF, whose product is annotated as rearranged L-myc fusion. Lineage: Eukaryota; Metazoa; Chordata; Aves; Galliformes; Numididae. The record is from RefSeq and is a predicted model, not a curated record. Gene Ontology annotation, molecular function: DNA binding; DNA-binding transcription factor activity, RNA polymerase II-specific. Gene Ontology annotation, biological process: regulation of transcription by RNA polymerase II. Gene Ontology annotation, cellular component: nucleus. The transcript is spliced from 7 exons. Bases 3024 to 8573 code for a protein of 1849 amino acids.